GCUGAUCGUGACAUGUCCCGUUGGAUUUCUGACAUCAGUCUGCGGAUUUUGUCAACAAAAGUGUCUGUAGGGCCUGCAAAAGCCCGAAAAAGUUUAUAAUGGCGGGUCCAUCGGUGUUAAAUCCUCUAAAUUACGUAGUAGAGAGACAAUACAGAGACGGUUUAGUGAUAAAGAACCGGAUAUUCAAAGAAAGAUUGGCUCAAGCCAGGAACUUUUACAGAAAAGACCUGUUCAGUCACUACGGGUGUGUGAACGCUAUCGAAUUUUCCGAGGAGGGUGAAUUAUUGGUUUCCGGUGGAGACGACAGAAGGGUACUGCUAUGGUCCUUAUCAGAAGCAAUCUACGACAGGGGAGCGCCGAUUUCCAUGAAAAAAACGCACAACAGCAAUAUUUUUUGUGUGGCCUUCGAUUCAAAAAACAAGAAAAUCUUCUCUGGCGGUAACGACGAUCAGGUUAUCAUCCACGAAAUUUUCUCGGGGAAUGCCAUAUGCACAAUACCCCAUAGGAAACCCGUCUAUGGGCUCAGUGUGAAUCCCCAAAACGACGAAAUCAUCUCUACAGCGGGAGAAGAUGGUAGAUUGCUGCUCUACGAUAUCAGAGAAGCCCCAAAUCAAGAGGCUUUGAUUCUCGCCAAACAAAAGACUGGUUUCCAUUCUGUGAUGUUCAAUCCCACCAAGCCUAGGUAUUUGGUCUCGGCCAAUUCUGAGGAGGGGGUAGCCUUAUGGGACUGUAGAAAACCCAGAGAAGAACUACUGAAGUACGACUCGAACAGCGGUAAAUCUAGCGGUAUUAGCGCAUGUUUCGACUCAAAUGGUACCAAAGUACUAGCUCUAAGAAGGCGGUUGCCUCCCGUACUGUACAAUCUCAACGAGGAACAUUCUAUCUGUCAGUUCUAUCAUCCUCAGUACUACAACAGUUGUACCAUGAAGACGUGUUCCUUUGCUGGUGAUGGCGACGAGUAUAUUUUGAGUGGUUCCGAUGAUUUUAACUUGUAUAUGUGGAAAAUACCCAAAGACAAUGCUGAAUGGGGACAAUCACAUAUGGUUUUGCGAGGCCAUAGAAGCAUAGUGAACCAAGUGAGGUACAACAAGCACAACAACUUGAUUGCGUCAUCUGGUGUAGAAAAAAUGAUCAAAUUGUGGAGUGCUCUUCCUAUAGGCACUUGGAGGGGGUCUUUGUUAAAAGAAUAUACCGAUCCUGCUCGCAUAGUGUACACUCAUCAGGAUUAUGCUGAAUUAGUUGGCAACAGUGGAGAAAGGAUAUCUCAUGAUUACAGUGAUCAAUCCACGAUGGAGGACGCUAAAAUGAUGGCGUUCUUUGAUUCACUGAUCCAACGGGAAAUUGAAGGCUGGAUAUCGAGUUCGGAAGUACAAACAUCGGACAGUGACUCGGACCAAGAACAAGACUGGUCCAAGCUCGUGUUGAAAAUGUACAGGAACGGUAAGAACUGCGCGGACGAACCCAAACGACUGAAAACGAACAAAAUCGCGCAGCUGAUAUCGAAAAAGCGCAGCCGGUUGGCCCGCAUGGCGCAUAACAAAUCCUCGAGCUCGGUGAGGAGACUGAUGCUGAGAGAAAAACGGAAAAAGAAGGAGAAACACAAUGGUGUGUCGAAAAAGACGCCUAGGAAAGGAUGUGGAUAUUUGGAGACGAAUAAUAGGGUCAAAUACGAAGCUAGUCCGAGAUUAAGGUACCGAACUAGACAGUACCUGCGCGAAGCCUGCGAAAACGCCGGCAUCGGCGUACUCCUAGACACUCCCAGUACUAGUACGGGUAUCACCAGCUCGAACAGUUCGAUGUAUAGGUUAGAAAUGGACCAGGAUUCCGAAGAGGAAGCUUUACAGAGUCCGCAGGAAGAAUUGCAGGAAGAACUAAGGUCUAACGACGAAGAAAACUUGGUUAAUAUACUUCCUACGCCACUGAAUGGAACGCAGGAGCAUGUUUUUAGUGGGUUGGACAUGCCUGCUGCGAAUAGUAAUGGGCAAGUUAGUAAUGGAAGAGGUGGUACUACGAAUGGUACGACGUCUUCGAGUAGGAAUCAUCAUCAGGAGUUAAAUAAUGGUGCUUCUACAAGUAGAGGUACAGGGAGCAGUCGCAAACGGAAAUCCAUCCCCGCCGCCAUCAAGACCGUCGACGAAAACAGCCCUUCGACCAGCUCGGCCAACGGCUACUGGCUGCAAGACGCCCCCACCACCACGACCACUUCCAGCGACGAGGAUUACGAGUUCGACUACCACCAAACUCCGACGAAAAAGCGCAAAAACGACGAUUUCACGGACAGCGGCUGCGGCACGGGACCCAGCAGCUCCAAGUCCCGACCCAAGGUGUCGUUUUCGGUGAAAAAAACGACGCCCCACGGUGGGCGCCAAAAAGACUGCAGCAGCGACGAGGAGGUGAGAAAGGAACGGUUUAGGAAACGAGUUCGGAAGGCGAGGGUGAACUUUAGGAAAAACGUCUGUGCCGACUCCGAUUCGAAUUGAUUCGAUCAUAUUUAUGUAUUUAGACUGACUGUUAUUUAAAAUUGUGCCGAGAUUGUGGACUCGCUUCGUUUUAGAGAGGACGGUAUACGAUUUUUGGUCGAGCUGGAACUACCUGUAUGUACAGUAUCAGAUAGGAAAAAUAGGGAUGUCUAAAAACGUCGAUAGAAAAAAUAUCGAUACUUAAAAUUAU
Molecule: messenger RNA, 2670 nt
Organism: Sitophilus oryzae (rice weevil)
Lineage: Eukaryota; Metazoa; Arthropoda; Insecta; Coleoptera; Curculionidae
Product: DDB1- and CUL4-associated factor 5
Exons: 11
Coding region: 99-2480 (793 amino acids)
Biological process (GO): negative regulation of fatty acid biosynthetic process
Cellular component (GO): cytoplasm; Cul4-RING E3 ubiquitin ligase complex
Molecular function (GO): protein binding
Source: RefSeq, a predicted model, not a curated record